This is a messenger RNA of Pteronotus mesoamericanus, 745 nucleotides long. Its product is annotated as serum amyloid A protein-like. The transcript has 5 exons. Gene Ontology annotation, cellular component: extracellular region. The record is from RefSeq and is a predicted model, not a curated record. The coding region runs from base 251 to 643 and encodes 130 amino acids. NCBI's taxonomy places the organism in Eukaryota, Metazoa, Chordata, Mammalia, Chiroptera, Mormoopidae.
AGGACAUUAUAGCAAGUUUCUACACUGCCGUUCCACACUCCUGGGUUACAGAACCUCCAGAUAUAACCUGCCUUUGUGACCGUCAGGAGCCACUGAUCAUGAGCACCACUGAGGCUGGAGGACCCCCUUUUCCAGUGCGGAGUCCACACGAGCAAAGCGUCGGUAUAUAUAGCACCAGGCACAAGUCCCAGGCAGGUGGCGCCAGCAGCUCAGCUUCUUCAGGAGUCUCAGCAGGACCCAGCAGCCAAGGAUGAAGCUGUCCAUCAUCCUCAUUUUCUGCUCCCUGGUCCUGGGGGUCAGCAGCCAAGGAUGGCUAGACUUUGUCAGGGAAGCUGGUCAAGGGUCGGGAGACACGUGGAGAGCCUACUAUGACAUGAGGCAUGUCAAUUACAGAGGAGCAGAUAAAUACUUCCACGCCCGGGGGAACUAUGACGCUGCCCGGAGGAGACCUCGGGGCGCCUGGGCUGCUAAAGUGAUCAGCGAUGCCAGAGAGGGUAUUCAGAGAGGCUUGGACCGUAUUAAGAAUGGAGGUAGCGGCCACGGAGAGGAGGACUCGAGGGCCGACCAGAGAGCCAACCGAUGGGGCCGGAGCGGCAAAGACCCCAAUCACUUCAGACCUGCCGGCCUGCCCAGCAAAUACUGAGCUCCCUCACUGUGCUCUCGGGAGCCUGGGCCGUGAGCCCCUGAGGGCAGGGACACUGAGUCAUUGAGUUAUAUAUCCUAGAUACUGAUAGAGGGCACACAA